This is a messenger RNA of Hypoxylon trugodes, 564 nucleotides long. Its product is annotated as FeS cluster assembly scaffold IscU. Gene Ontology annotation, molecular function: 2 iron, 2 sulfur cluster binding; ferrous iron binding. The coding region runs from base 1 to 564 and encodes 187 amino acids. The transcript has 2 exons. Gene Ontology annotation, biological process: iron-sulfur cluster assembly; intracellular iron ion homeostasis. Lineage: Eukaryota; Fungi; Ascomycota; Sordariomycetes; Xylariales; Hypoxylaceae. Gene Ontology annotation, cellular component: cytoplasm; mitochondrial matrix. The record is from RefSeq and is a predicted model, not a curated record.
AUGCUAUCGCGAACACUGGCUAAUACUGCUCGACGAGCAGUCGCAUCUACGACACCUCGCAUCGCCACCCGUCAGACUCUCAGCCCGUUCGCUAAUGUUUCGCGCCGAUCAUAUCACGAGAAGGUCCUCGACCACUACAGCCGACCGCGUAAUGUUGGCUCUAUGCUUAAGACCGAUGUCGACGUUGGUACCGGUCUAGUUGGCGCACCGGCUUGUGGCGAUGUCAUGAAAUUGCAAAUUCGAGUUGACCCCAAGGACAACACCAUCGCCGACGUCAAAUUCAAGACUUUUGGCUGCGGUAGCGCUAUCGCCAGUUCAAGCUACCUGACCGAACUCGUUCGAGGCAUGACUUUGGAAGAGGCAGGACGGAUCAAGAACACAGAGAUUGCUAAGGAACUCUGCUUGCCACCCGUCAAAUUGCACUGCUCCAUGUUGGCCGAGGAUGCUAUCAAGUCUGCUAUCACCAACUACUACAGCAAGAACCCUCACGCCAAGCCCACGAGUCUUGCCGGCACCGCAGCUAAGCUACCCAGUGUUGGCGAGGUUGCCGCCGCAACUGCUUAA